AUGGCGCAUCAACAACAACAACAACCCCAACAACAGCCCCCGAUGCCCAUCGCCAUCGUGGGCAUGUCCUGCCGGCUGCCCGGCGAUGUCUCCACGCCGGGCGAGUUCUACCGGAUGCUCUGCCGCAAGCGGAGCGGGUGGUCGCCGGUGCCGCCGGACCGGUUCAACGCCAAGGCAUACCAUCAUCCGAAUCCCGACAAGAAGGGCUGCUUCAAUUCCCAGGGAGGCUACUUCAUCAAGGACGAUAUUUCGAUGUUUGACGCCGGGUUCUUUGACAUCACCAAGAAAGAAGCCGAGUCGAUGGACCCCGCACAACGGCUGCUGCUAGAAUGCGCCUACGAAGCGCUCGAAAACGCAGGCAUCUCCAAAGACUCCGUCUCCGGAAAAAAAGUCGGCGUGUUCGUCGGGGGCAACUACACCGAACACCGCGUCUCCAACCUGCGCGACCUGGACCACAUCCCGGCCUUCGACGCGACAGGCAACCAAGGCGCCUUCCUCGCCGGCCGGCUGGCCUAUUACUUCAACCUCCGGGGACCCGCCCUGACCGUCGACACGGCCUGCUCGUCUAGCAUGCACGCGGUGCACCUUGCAGUCCAAAGCAUCCGCUCGGGCGAAUCCGAACAAGCCAUCGUGGGCGCGUCCCACAUUAUCACCCACCCGGACAUCUGGGUGUCAAUGGGCAAGCUCCGCCUCUUCUCCGACGCAGGCAAGACCUACGCGUUCGACCACCGCGCCAAGUCCGGGUACGCUCGCGGCGAGGGUGCGGGAUGUCUAAUCCUGAAACCACUCGCCCGCGCGCAGGCGGAUAAUGACCACAUCUUCUCCGUCAUCACCCACACGGGGAUUGCCCACAACGGGCGGACCGUGGGGAUAGUCGCCCCCAGCCCCGAGGAGCAGGAGCAGUUGCUUCGGAAUGUCUUCGCCGAGGCCAGGAUCAGGCCAGAGGAGGUCGGUUUUUUCGAGACGCACGGGACAGGCACCAAGAAAGGUGACCCGAUCGAGGCAACGGCCAUUUACAAAGCCGUCGGCAAGCACUUCACCCCGCAAGAGCCGCUGUACAUUGGUUCAAGCAAAGCCAACGUCGGGCAUCUCGAGUGCGCGAGCGGGAUUGUAUCCGUCAUCAAAACCGUGCUGAUGCUGUACUACGGUUUCAUCCUGCCCAACGCCGAUUUCGAAAAAGUCAACGACGCCAUCCCGCUCGACAAAUGGAACAUGCGCGUGGCCACGGGACAGGCGCCCUGGCCCGGCAAGCGCAAGUACGCGUGCGUGAACAAUUUCGGCUUCAGCGGGUCCAACUCGAUGUGUGUGCUCAGCGCGGCGCCGCUGUCGCGCGACCUCGAACUCGGCGCUGACGGCAGCUACAGCCCUUUGAGGCUGUUUGUUCUCUCCGCCAACGACGAGCCCGCCCUGCGCAAGUCAGUCAAGAAACUCGGCAUCUGGCUUGAGCAGCACGCCGAGUUGUACCAGACCACCAUGCCGCGGAACCUCGCAUACACGCUCUGCCAGCGCCGGUCGCAUCUUCCAUGGCGAGUGGCGGUGGUGGCAGGCAUGUGCAGUGAUGUAGCCAGAUCGCUGAACAGCCCCGACGUGGCGCCGGCUCGGGCACCGAGUGAACCGCCUAGGCUUGCCUUUGUGUACACGGGCCAGGGCGCGCAGUGGUUCGCCAUGGGCCGGGAACUGCUGCGGACCCAUCCGGUGUUUUUCGAGGCUAUUUCCCGCGCGGAUAAGGCGCUGCGCGCUGUCGGGGCAGACUUUUCAAUCCUUGAAGAGCUGCGGCGGGAUAAGACCUCGUCCAAGGUCGGUUUGGCGCACAUCAGUCAGCCUAUCUGCAGCGCGGUGCAGUUGGCGCUGACUGAUUUGCUGAUGUCGUUCGGGAUCAAACCGUCGGCCGUAACCGGGCAUUCCAGCGGCGAGAUCGGCGCAGCGUAUGCAGCGGGUGCGCUGACAUUUGAGUCUGCUAUGGAGGCGGCAUACUACAGGGGCCAAGCUAUCGUCGAGCUCAAGAAGAACCACCCCGGUCUCAGGGGCACCAUGAUGGCGGUGGGAGCAGGCGCAGAGGAAUUAGGCCCGAUACUUGACGCGUUGAACAAGCAAGGUGCCGCCCAAGCUGUGGUGGCAUGCGAAAACUCGCCGUCUUCAACCACCCUCUCCGGCGACGAAGAAGCCAUCGAUCGUGUAGCGGCAAUGUUCCAAGACAAAGGCGUCUUCAACCGCAAGCUCUUCGUCGACGUGGCCUACCACUCCCCUCACAUGAAGCUAAUCGCGGACUGGUACCACGCCAAAAUCAGCCACAUCCAGGCCUCCGCUCAAAUGGCCUCCUCCAACGUCCAGUUCUUCUCGUCACUGCGCGGCCAGCGCGUCAGCCUAUCCUCCCUCGGCCCAGAGUACUGGGUCGACAACCUGACGCAAGCCGUCCGCUUCUCCACCGCCACCCAACACCUCUGCACCGAACACAGUCCCGACAUCCUCAUCGAAAUCGGCCCGCACGCAGCCCUCAAAGGCCCCAUCCUCCAAAUCCUCAAGACCCUCGGCCCAGUCGUCGCAUCCAAGAUCUCGUACCUCCCCACCCUCGUCCGCGGCCAAGAUGCGACACGCACAUGUCUCGAAACAGCCGGCCAGCUGUUCGUGCGCGGCUAUCCGCUGCAGUUCUUCGAGAUCAACCACCACCGGGAGGAAGCCGAAAAGCCCGCGCUGGUGCCCUCGCUGUACACAUACCCCUGGUCGCGGCAAAAGUACUGGUACGAGUCGCGCAUCAGUCGGCAGCACCGGCUCAAGCCGUCGACGCGGCAAGAUUUGCUCGGGUCGUUGGCGGAUUGGUCGAGUGAGCUGGAACCGACCUGGCGGAAUGUGGUCAGGACGGAUGACCUGCCGUGGCUGAAGGAGUAUCAGGUUCAUGGUCGGAUGGUGUUCCCUGUGGCUGGAUUCAUCUCCAUGGUCAUCGAAGCCGCGGCGCAGAGAGCUUGUCUGGAGGGGUUGGAUGCGGAUCAGUUUGAGGUCAGGAAUUUCAAGGUUGUGGACCAGCUCUUCCUGGCUGAGGGGCUUGAGUUUGAAGUAGUUCUUCAUUUUCGGCCAUUGGAGGGCGGAGAGGACAGAUGCUACGAGUUUGGCAUAUCCUCGUACGAAGCCAGUCGUGAUUGCCUCCUUGAAUCCCAACACCAGGCAUCCCCAGCGGACAUGGGAGCCAGCUUGCAGACAGAUCCUGCCAAACCGCCUAUCAACGAGGACCGCAUCGACGCCCUGUCCGACUCAGCCUCCUCAAUCUCCAAACCCCCUUCCUCCGCCGCCUCCGACACAAGACCAUGGGGCCGAAAAUCCGAAUCGAUAGGCAUGUCCUACCCCAAGUCCUUCCAAACCCUGCUCGAAGCCACCGCAAACGAGACCGACACAGCCGCCCGGUACCGCGCCCGCGACACCGCGUCCGACAUGCCCAUGGAGUUCGAGACACCGUACAAAGUGCACCCGUCCCUCAUUGACGCUAUGCUGCAAAUCCCGCUGCUCAGUCUCAAGCUUGAGGGGAUGGGAAUGGGAAAUAAGGGGGAUGGCAGUGCUUAUCUGCCUACGGGUAUCCGCCACCUGAUUGUGCGUCCGGGGUUUAGCAAGCGAGCAAGUGAGGAUUUCUCAGCGCACUCGAGCCGUGAUGCACGGACUGGCGCCUUUGUCGUGGACAGUUUCUGCGUGACGGAUCCCGCAAUGGCAGCAUGGAAGCCGACCAUCCCCGAACCGGCGGCGCCCCGGGAACUGUGCUUCAAGUUUGACUGGGAGCCUCUGAAGGAGGAGAGCACAAGCAGCGCUGAAAAGGCAGGACGUCUCAAAUCCCGCGAGUCCAUCGUGAUCGUCGCGCAGGGGCAAGACGCGCCACGAAACCCGCUUGUAGCCGCCGUGGCCCGCAAGAUCGAACAGUCCACGGGCAUCAAACCACACAUAACCCCCCUGGAGAAGAUAGACGACUGGAACAACUUCUUCGUCGUCCUCUCCGAACUGAGCGGCCCUAUCCUCUGUUCGAUCACCGAAACCGGACUUGAGCAAGUCAAGCGCCUGCUCACCCUAUCCCCAGGCCUGAUGUGGGUGACGCGGGGGGCGACCCGCUUUACCGUCGCCCCCAACGCAAGCAUGGCGCUCGGCAUGACCCGCACCGCACGCUCCGAGCGAAACGCCGUCGCAUCCACUCUCGAUCUGGAUCCCGACUCCAAGCUCGGCGCUUCCCAACAGGCGGAGCUCAUCUGCGAGGCGUUUGCUCGGUCGGUGCUCUCGGAAAGUGACGAUGGGGAGGGAGAGAUGGAAUUUGCCGAGGACGGUGGGGGGCUUGUCGUCCCGCGGAUUGUGGUCGACAAGGAACUCAACCUAGAUGUCCACCGCUCCCUGGGGCCAGCAGCGCCGUAUCGCCAGGACUUCCACCAGCGUGAUAGGCAACUCCGGCUUGCCGCUCACGCUAAUGCCAAUCUAUCCUCCUCAGACGACAGCCUUUACUUCGAGGACGCACCGCCUGCACCACCACUCGCAGACGACGAGGUAGAGAUCGAACUCUCCGCCAGCCUCCUGACACCAGACGACGUCACCUACACCCACGGCGCCACCGAAGCAAACAUACCCAUCCUCCGCAGCUGCAGCGGCACGGUAACGCGGAUCGGGCGCAAGGUGUGUGACGUCUCGGUCGGAAACAGGGUCUGCGCACUAGCCGACGGCCCGUUCGGAACGCACGCUCGGGCAAAAAUCACCAGCACCGCCAUAAUUCCUCCGGCUGCUGCUGCCAGCCUCAGCAUGGAGGAAGCGGCAUCCAUCCCGGCCGCGUUCUCCGCCGCAUACUACGCCCUAGUGCACAUCGCCAAAGUCCAACCGGGCGAGCGCGUCCUCGUGCAACUCUCCGCGCCUGCCGGGGUUGCGGCUAUCGAGAUAGCACGCUACCUUGGCGCGAGUGUCUUUGCUUUGGCAAAGAAUGAGAAAGAGGUCACGGCUGCUACCGACUGCGGGGUGCCGCUCGACCGCGUCUUGGAUGUGCGCACCAAGUAUCUCCGACGGCAGGUCGAUGACGCGACUCAGGGCGAGGGGAUGGAGGUUGUUCUGGCGCUGUCCGGCAAUGUCCAAGGGACGGUCGAGGCGUCGGAGUGUUUGGCCGAGUUUGGGCGGUUUGUCGAGAUCCGGACGUCUGGCUCCCAUCGCAGCUCGCGGGCGGAGUUGGGUAUCAAUGCGACUUUUACGUCGCUCAAUAUCGCUAGCAUUGCUGCGGCGCGACCGCAGGCGAUGGAGGAGACUUUGCGAAGUUUGAUGAAGGGCAUCGAGACUGGCGCUAUCCUACCGCCCGCGAAACCGGUUGUGGUUCCCGUGUCAGAGCUGGGUAAAGGGCUGCGGAUGGUGUCCGAGGGUGCCGUGCAGCCAGUCGUGGCGGUUGCAGGGGCGCGCGAGCAAGUGAAGGCCCUACACCGAGUCUCAAAAACAAUCUUCCGCAGCGACGGAACCCAUGUGAUCAUCGGUGGAACCGGCGGACUGGGCAGGUCCAUGGCCAAGUACAUGAUAGACCAUGGAGCGCGCAACAUUGUGCUGCUUUCUCGGCGCGGCGCCGAUGACGAGAUGGUCGAGCAACUCCAACGAGCGGCUCAAUGCCCAGACGGCAAGAUCGUUGUGAUGAAGUGCGACGCCAGCAUCGAGAGCCAGGUAUGGCGGGUGGUUGGCGAAUGCGCGACCACUAUGCCUCCAAUCUGCGGUGUUAUCCACGCUGCAAUGGUACUUCGAGACGUCCUGUUAGAGGGCAUGACCCACGAGGACUACAAACGGGUAACACGCCCCAAGGUGAACGGCAUCUGGAACAUCCACAAAGCUCUGGUCGCGUACUACGCCAAGCUGGAUUACUUCGUUGUGCUCUCCUCAGCAGCAGGGAUCCUAGGCAGCCGAGGACAGGGCGCAUAUGCUGCAGCCAACACCUUCCUCGACUCUUUCGUGCAGUACCGCGUGCAGAACGGUCUUCCAGGAACAUCCCUCGACCUAACCGCAGUGACGGGCGCAGGAUACCUGGCCGAGAACGCGGAGCGGCAGGACGAGAUCAUCCGCAACUUUGGCGGGGAGACACUCAGCGAGGAAGAGUUCCUGGCCCUGCUAUCGGCCGCCGUGCGGGGUGUUUGCGGGAGUCAAUGCCUGACAGGACUGAAACUCCAUCUCGGCAGCGACGGACAAUGGCCGUACUACGCCAGUGACGCGCGGUUCGCCAAGCUCAAGGCCGAGUGCCUUGCUGCGGCUGAGAGGGAAGGGCUGGCCCCGAAGCAAUCUGUGUCGCUGGGCAAUGCAUUCCGUGCGGCCAAGUCGGACGAGGAGGCGACGAAUAUCGCGGCACAGGGGGUUUUGGAGAAGCUUUCCGAAGUGCUGACCAUUGAGGUCCAAAAUUUGGACGUGGCUAGGAAUAUCACAUCGUACGGGCUGGACUCGCUGACGGCUAUUGAGCUGCGCAACUGGAUAGCCAAAGAGCUGCGGGCUAACUUACAAAUCUUGGAGCUGUUGUCGAGCGGGACGAUUAACGAUCUGGCCGCAUUGAUCGUGCAAAAGACAAGGACGGUUUGA
Canariomyces notabilis is the source of this 6546-nucleotide messenger RNA. Its product is annotated as polyketide synthase. Lineage: Eukaryota; Fungi; Ascomycota; Sordariomycetes; Sordariales; Chaetomiaceae. The transcript is spliced from 8 exons. The coding region runs from base 1 to 6546 and encodes 2181 amino acids. Gene Ontology annotation, molecular function: phosphopantetheine binding; fatty acid synthase activity; oxidoreductase activity. Gene Ontology annotation, biological process: fatty acid biosynthetic process; secondary metabolite biosynthetic process. The record is from RefSeq and is a predicted model, not a curated record.